AACCGUUAUAACUACAUUGCGUUCAAUAAUUCGUAAAUAUACUUAGGUUUUUUUUUUGACAGUUUAAUGACAUGUCCUCUGGUGAAGAAAGUGAGUCAGACUUAGAUGAUAUAGGAAUGAUACAAAUGAGUUUACCUAUGGAGACUUCCUACAAACAGAUAGAUCAGAAUUUUAUCAAUGAGGCAAUUGAAAAAAGGCGGUUGUCGGUUUAUGCAGAGCAUGAUUUAGUGAUAAAAAUAGAAAAUACAAAACUGCACGUAAACAAGGAUCAGCUAAUUGCUGAAUCGCCAGUGUUUGAAAAAAUGUUAGCAAAACAAUCCAAAGAAAAAGAUCAACAGGAAAUAGUAUUGGAUGGAAAAAACCCUAAUGAUUUUGUGGACUUCCUAAGGUGUACACUACCUGGAACUGAUGAUCAAGUGACAGAUAAAACAGUACAUUUAGUCACUCCGCUAGCAGAUGAAUAUCAAACAACGAAAACGCUACAGAAGGCAGACAAGUUUCUUACAAACAAAAGCAGACAACUUGGUGAUAGAAUUAGUUCUCAGCAGGUUAUUUUAAAUAUUCUACAGGCCGAAUCAUACAACCUUACAACGUACCUAGACGAAUCAAUUGCAAUCGCGUCGAGGAAACUGUUAAGUCGAUUGGUAGAUAAUCCAAAAUUUAAAGAAAUUAGUUCUGAAACGAGGAUGAAAAUUGCAUUCAAAAGAUGGAGCGACGUCGAUCGAGUUUUUGAAUCGUCUGGUAAUCUUCAUGGUAUAACAGAAAGUGCAGACUUCUACCAACCUUACCAAAUGCCAGUAUUUGCACCAUCAAUGCUUGGAAGUCAACCAAGGCCGUCGGGUUUAUAUCAAGCAAGGCCUCCAACGGGGUCGUCUGGUUUUACGCUUGGCGGACAAAGUGGCAACGUGCCAACCCCUGACUUACAUUUCACCCUUACACAAUUUAUUCAACAUGAUGUCACUAAAAAUAUGGAAAACUCAAAACAAACAGAUGUACUUAUAAUGGAUUUCUCCAAAGCUUUUGAUAAAGCCAGUUAUAACUUGUUAACACACAAACUAAAUUACUAUGGGAUACAGGGGAAAACAAAUGCAUGGAUACAGGGCUUCUUAUCAUGUCGUACCCAAGCAGUUAUCCCAGAGGAUCAACUGAAUCUCGUACCGGAUGAUCACCCAUUGGCAUGGACUGAAGCUUUUAGUUCCUGUAAUGAUCCAAUAUACUGGCAUCAGAUAUUCAAUGAUUGUCAGCCUGAAUCAUGCAAUGCCUCAAGUGUCGCAGAUAUAACUAUUAAUGCGCCAAGUCUCGGUAAACAGCAGUAUUGGAUCUAUGGAUACGUACUUCGAUCACCUGUUUUAGCAAAUAUAGGAUGUUAUAGUUUGAAUACUAGUGUAAAGAAUGCAUUUCAACGCGGUUUCUUCAUACUUGAGCACAAUUCCGCCUUUGAAUGUUCAAUGGCCUGUCCGGAUAACAGUUUAGAGUACAUCCUUCUGAGGGGAAGAGAAUGUUUGUGUAUUCCCAUGAAUAAAUUCAAUAACCAGUUGAAUAAACUGAUGGAAGAAAGUACUGGUACUUGCAACCAAUCUUGCGCUGGAAAUACAGGAGACUUGUGCGGAGGUGCCUCAGUUGUCGAUGAAAAAUUGUUAUACAGUGCUUAUCUUGUUAUAACAAGAAAGAAAUUUUCCACAAAUAAAGUUGGAGACACCUGUGCAGUUCUACAUUCUAACGACCUAAGGCAACAUCGAUUUAGUUACACAACUUGCAAUUCAAACCAUGUUUAUAUUUGCGAAAGAUAUAAUAAGUCUGAUCACUCAUAUAAAGACAAGUGUCCUAAUGGAACUGCAUCAUGGUACAUUGCAAACAAAAAGUGUAAAGAACAGGAUUCACGGCUUCGGUCAUACACUUCAACUAGCUUUAGUUCUAGUUGUUCUCGACGAGAAGAGACUUUUUGGAUUGAAAAUCAUGUUGCAGAAAGAAUUGUGUGGGCAAAUGAUUCUUUACCAAAAGAUGCGUUAUGUUUGAAGUUAGUUAUAACUGAAUCCGGGUCCCAUUUUGAAACUGAAAGUUGCAGUAUUUCAUUGCAUUCAUUAUGUUAUAAACGACAACACACAUCUAGCGAGAAGAAUGAUGAGUAUUACACAACUACUGUAAUGUCUAAAAUGAAUAGUUCAACAGGGCCACGAUACACGUUCAGCGAUGUUGAAAAUAACCAGACUAACAAAGGUAUAGCAGCUGCAGUUGAUAAUUCAACAGAAAACUACGUUAGAUAUUUGACUGCAGUGUGUAUCAUUCUCGUUUUGAGUGUUAUCAUUGCAGGCACAGCGUUUUGUAUCAAGCGACGGUGUAGACAGAAGAUCUACACUUCAUUCGUUCCUCCACAUCCACAGAUUUACUCGGACAUUAACACGAAUCCGUACGAUGAAAUCACAGACUUUAACAUGCCCCCAAAUAUUGACGAAGAUGGAUAUGAAAUGCCGCGGUCGGCUAAAAAACAACGCUUGGAUGACAGAACUCCGAUGAAGCAUUAACCAUUAUAUAGUUUUGUAACAACGCAUAUCUCUUACAAUACAAGUUUAACUUUUCAAAAGGUAUCAGGUGCCUUGGAGAAUCAUUAAUUACCGUCAGGUGUUGUAUUGUUUUGUGUUGCUGUUUUGAUUUUGAUUUUGAUUUUGUUAUUUAGAGAACACGACGACAGCUUUUUUGUUUCUUAUUAUACUUUUAUUUGAGUUUUCAACUUCAAUAGUAAUUGUAAUAUAUUUUUAACAAAUCUAAACUUAAUAAUUCAAGGUUAUAUUCGGCGAAUUUUUUUCGAAUAAUUAUAUUUUGAUCUCCUUUAACAUGUUUCCCUAAAUUGAUUCUUUCAAUGUACCAUGUUUAGAGGGUUACACAUACAAUGUUGACGAUAUGUAUAUUGUUUUUUUUUUGUUCAACGGGGGUUUUAUAAAGUAC
This is a messenger RNA of Mytilus trossulus (common blue mussel), 2943 nucleotides long. RefSeq lists its product as uncharacterized. The coding region runs from base 72 to 2522 and encodes 816 amino acids. Lineage: Eukaryota; Metazoa; Mollusca; Bivalvia; Mytilida; Mytilidae. The record is from RefSeq and is a predicted model, not a curated record. The transcript has 13 exons. Gene Ontology annotation, molecular function: protein binding.